Messenger RNA from Hansenula ciferrii, 1164 nucleotides. RefSeq lists its product as uncharacterized. NCBI's taxonomy places the organism in Eukaryota, Fungi, Ascomycota, Saccharomycetes, Phaffomycetales, Wickerhamomycetaceae. The record is from RefSeq and is a predicted model, not a curated record. Bases 1 to 1164 code for a protein of 387 amino acids. The transcript has a single exon.
AUGUCAUUUGAUCAUUACGAUACGAUUCUUAGCUCGAAUUUGUUCCUACAAACUCCUUUAGUGGAACAAGUUGUUGUUCCUGAUGAUCAAGUUCAAGAUGAUGCUUCAGAUAACAAUCAAUAUCAAACCAUUAUUAAAACCAUUAAGAAUUUCAAUUCUGAAGAACAUCAUGACUCCGUAAAUGAAUAUAGGUUAUUAAUAUCCACUGCAAACCAAGCAAGAGAUUUGAUCAUACAACAAGAUACCAUCAAAACCAAAGAUCAAUUACAAUUGAUUUUCAAAUUAUGGAAUAUUCGUUUAACUUUAUUAGUUAUAUCUGGGGAAUUACAAUUAUCACAACAAGAAUCAAAAAGAUUAAGUAUAGCUAUAAAUAAAGCUGUUAGAUUAAAAGAACCAAAUUUGAAUAAAAAUUUAGUCCCAUCUAAUGUUUCAAUAUUUGGUGAUGAUAUACCAUUAUCAUUAAAAAUUUUAAUUAUUAGAUUAAAAUCAAUUGGUCCCAAUAUAACAUUAUCAACAGAAUAUUAUUUAAUUCUAUGGGAAUUAAGACAGCGAUUCUUGGAUCAAGUUAAUGAACAAGAUGAAAUACAAUUAAAAUUAGAAAUUUUAUCAUAUAGUAUUGCAUCAAAUCUUAUAGCUAAAAGAGAAUAUUCUACAUUUUUAACUCAAGCAGAUUCAAUUAUUAAUACAAUUCAACAACAAGAUUCAAGCAUACUACAAACCCAAUUUAAUGAUAAGAUAUCAAUUUUAGCAGUGCUGAUAUCAUUUAUAAAAGGUGAUUGGGAUUUGGCAAAUUAUUAUUUUGAAAAAAUAUCAACUAUGGAAAGUUUUACAAAUAAAAUCAAAUCAUUAGAAUAUAUUCUACAAACUGUUGAUCCUGUCCUUGAUCCUAAAAGAACUAAAACUAAUCCAGAAAUUAAAGAAUCAAUAAAUUUAAACAAUAUUAAAACCAUUGAUGAUUUAUUUGAAUUGAUUAAAGAUCAAAGAAUAACUGGUCGUAUACUUUGUUCUCUAUGUGCAUAUUUUGAACUUCAAUUAAGAUCAUCAUUAUCAUCAUCAUCAACCAAUGAUUUAUUUGAAUCUUCUUUGAAUGAUAAUGAUGAAUUAACCGCUGAAUUAUUGAAAAUUUGGUUAAAAAAUCCAAAUAAACUUUAUGGAUUUGAAUGA